Molecule: messenger RNA, 6219 nt
Organism: Ceutorhynchus assimilis (cabbage seed weevil)
Lineage: Eukaryota; Metazoa; Arthropoda; Insecta; Coleoptera; Curculionidae
Source: the annotation of a GenBank genome assembly
GUAAGUAGAGAGGGUUGCAUCUUGCGCGCGCUUUUAAAAUCCCGUGUGCCGGACAAGAGAGUGGUUCGUUCGCUAUUCGAUGAGCGCUCAGUUCAGCUCCGACUCGCUACGAAACGCGCAGGGUGCAGUCCGUUGAGGUGCAACUUUAGAACUCCGUAAAACGGAGUGCGUAACGUCACGCAGACACGACGACACGAAGAAGUUUCGCGAACUUUUCGAAAAGUUGAGAAAAUUAGAAAAGUUUUUUUUUUUUUGUUUUUCGAAAACUUUUUAUUUUUAUUUUUGUGAAUGUGGAACGUUGUAGCUACUAUUGUUGUGACAAUAUGGAUAGUGAAAAAUGUGACUGAUUGAUAUUGUCAAAAAAUGAUUGAAUCUGUUUCUGCAACUACAAGGUCAAAUCGUUCAUUUGGUUUCACGCAUCUAAAAAAAAGAAAAUCAGAAACGAGCAGUACGCAUAGUAUGGCAGCAGUUGCCAAAACCUUUACAAAGCUAGAAUCACUCGAAGACAAACGCCGAAAGAAAUCUACCGAAGAACCCACCCCUAACCCAAAAUCCUUAGUUUUACCUCAAAAGAAACGUGUUUUACCCUCAAAUGCUUCUAGUAGUCCGGUAAAGAAGAGCCAAAGACUUUCGUCGAGUCCGACGGACGAAAAUAAUGCAGCUGAUGAAACUUUAAUACGUGAAACUGAAGCCGCUUUAAAAAAUUUAGGCAGCUGGCCCGGUACUAGAGGAUCGUCUUACAGUACACAAAAUGAAGAAUCACCCGCUUUCGAGAAUCUUUUCGAUGAAAAAAAAUCGGCCGUUAAAAUGUCACCAUCUUCAGCUUCUAAUUCUAGCACAGACAACCCUUGUUCUCUCAAAAACGUAAUAACCUUACGAGAAGAUGAAAAAUCAGAUAAUUUUAAAAGCAAAGUAGUCCGAAUUAAACAGGAAGUUGUCGACGAGUCAAAAGAGAAAACUAAAAACGACUAUAGACAACCCGAUUUUAAUGAAUUAGUGGAUGAUUCUUCAAACGAGCUUGAAAUUGACAUGUCUGAAGCUGCUUCAGAGAAAAAUGACUCGAGCGACAAAUCAGAUUUAUCGGACAGUGGCAAAGAUAAAAAGGGAGAAGAUAAUUUGAAAUUUCAAGACAGACCAGGGUUUUCAGCAUUUUCAAGACAUACGCCUGGAACUUCUUUGCCAUCGCCAUUUUCUACUACAUCCGCAUUUAGACCACCACAACCCAGUAACAAGAAUUUAUCAAAUUUAGGUCCAUUUCCUGCCGAGGCCACCUUUGUUGGCUACCCCGGUAUCGACCAAGCCACUACUUCAGAAGAUAAGCCUAAAAAUGUUCUUAAACCCGUUGAAACUGUGUCCGAAAGUAUCCCUGUUAAAUCUCCGGACGCAGCUAAUAAACAAUAUACUAUUUUGCAACCUGCCACUAUGAGAUCCAGAGCUGUAAAAGCAUUGGAAGCUUCUAGGGAAGUAGUGCAUAAUCCUGAACCUGAAGUUAGUAAAGUUCCCGUUCCGACGGCUAGUGGAAGUUUGUCGCCGAAUAGUAUUGGAAGAGCAUGUCAAAGCGACUAUACGUCAUCUUCUUCCUCUUAUGAGGGUGGCAAGAAAACUCCCCCGCCAUCUGAAGACAUAAAGCCGAAUUAUUUAGCCUCCACUUACCCUUCUACGCCAUUACCAAGCACUUCCAGCCAGGAAGAUAAGCCUAGCUCCGUGUAUGACCAGUAUUACAGUAGCAAAAACAAUCUUAUAAAACCGGAUGUGAUGAAAGUACCUAAAAGUGAGAUACCCACAAGCAGUAGUUGUAAUAUUUCUGGAGGUCCAAAUAAUCAAAACGAUCUAAUUGUUCCUAAAACAGAAAUAACAACAGCUCCUUCGUGUAGAUCUCCGACAGGAAAUCUUAGAUAUGAACCAUACAUGAACCAAGAUUCAAACUCGUCGUCGAUAUCUAGCAUGGAAACUAUGAAUUCUCGAGGACCUCAUCAAUUACACCAUUUAAGUCCACAUCCUGGAUAUAGUAUGGAUCAACAAUUAUCACACAGGUCUCCCUAUCACCAUUCGCCAAUGUCGGAGGAAAUGUAUCACAGAGAAAGAACUUAUCAAGAUAUGAAUGAACCUGUAACAACUAUAGCAAGACCCGUCGUUACUUAUUCGAAUGAUCUUGUUAAUCGGUCAUACGAUUCUUCGUUAGUGAAUUCGGCUAGUCACAGACCUUAUGAUCCUGGCACCAACAAUGGAUUUGAAAGAUAUGACUCUGGCCAAUGUGUUUCCCUUCAGCAGCCUUUGGGACCUCCGAGGGUCCCUCCACAGGGUAUUUAUGGUUACAUGGAGGAUUCACAGGAUCACAGAUAUGAACAAGAAGCAGCUGCAGCUGCAGCUCAGCAGCACCAAUUAGCAGUGGCAAAUGCUCAAAGUAUGCUCAAACAGGAGGACCAAGAAGUGCCAACUGGACCUUUGUAUCCCAGACCGAUGUACCAAUACGAUGCGACGAGCGGAGCCCCCCUUCCGGUGGGGUUUUCCGCUAUCAACCUCUCCGUAAAAUGUGUGACGACGGCCCAGGCGGUGCAAAUGAAGGGUAGUGGGCCCCAUACGUCCCCAGGGGGCACUGUUAUUGAUUUAAGCACGUCCAGCGUCACGACUACAAGCCCACAGGUGGCAUACAGUUCGCCACAUUACGGCGGUCAACGCGUAGGAGGCAGUCCCCAAGCGGCAGCCAGUCCCCAUUUAUCUGCUAGCCCCCAAGUUCCAAGUCCUCAGGGCCAAACAUUGGAUCUCAGCGUCAGCAGAUUAUCGCAUAGCGUCCGACCUUUUGGUGCAACCGGCCCUCCAGGGGUCCUAGCACCAGCUCCAGGCUCUGGAUAUAGCAGAGAGUCAACACCGGAUAGCGGAGGAUCGCAUUACAUGGACGCAUAUAGUAGAGAACCAACCGCCUAUGGAUCGAUGAGUCCACAUCCGGGCUACAGCAUGGCAGCUGUCGCAUCUGACUACGCGUCGAAUCCUUAUUCGGCACCGUAUCCAGCACCUGCAGGGUAUCCGUGUGGACCUGGAGGGUAUCCGGGAGCAGUAACCACCGGAGGGUACCCUGUACCACCUGGUGCGUAUUCCCCUGGAGCUUGUUACUCGAUGCCUCCGCCUCAACAUUCUUUGCCUCAGCAUGACAAGGCGCCAAAAGACGGACUCUCUGGUUGUCCAAGAUCAGACAGGGGCCAAAUCCAAGCCCACUCCCAAGAACUCAAGUGUCCCACACCGGGAUGUGACGGUUCUGGACAUGUUACAGGAAACUAUUCAUCCCACAGGAGUCUUUCUGGAUGUCCCAGGGCUAACAAACCGAAAAGCAAACCCAGAGAUGGACAAGAUUCUGAACCUCUACGAUGCCCUAUUCCAGGGUGUGAUGGAUCUGGACAUGCUACAGGAAAGUUUUUGUCGCAUAGGAGCGCAUCCGGUUGUCCGAUCGCCAACAGGAACAAAAUGCGAGUACUCGAAAGCGGCGGCACAGUGGAACAGCAUAAGGCCGCUGUAGCUGCUGCGACAGCAAUGAAAUUUGAAGGAGUCAACUGUCCAACACCUGGAUGCGACGGAACCGGACACAUCAACGGUUCUUUUUUAACGCAUCGGUCCCUUAGCGGUUGCCCGGUGGCUGGGCAAACGGUGAAGAAGAGCAAAUACCCGGAAGAUAUGCCGUUUUAUGCUAAGGGAUAUACAGGUAUGGACCAAAAUCAGGCUGGGGGCGAAGAUCUUAUGACUCUCGAAGCCGAAAUCUCCGAAUUGCAGCGCGAAAAUGCCCGGGUCGAAUCACAAAUGAUCAGAUUGAAAUCUGAUAUUAAUGCAAUGGAAAGCCACUUGACACAAGGAGAAAAAGAAACUCAGGCGCUGACUCAGCGCAGCUCAAAUCUCAACGAGUAUUACGAGAGUCUAAGGAGCAACGUGAUUACGUUCCUGGAACAUGUACGUUUACCCGGUAGCGGCAGUACUCAACCGGAUAAAAUCGGCCACGAGAACUUUGACUCCUAUUUGAGCAAACUUCAAACUUUGUGCACGCCGGAUGGUUACUGCAGCGACGAGAACCGGCCGCUUUAUGAAACCGUCAAGUGCGCUCUGCAGGAUUUCACGGUUCUGCCCACACCUAUUUGAAUUAAUAAAAAUAGGUGAAAGAACAUUUAAAUUUUUGAUGUAAAUGGCCCUUUAUUGUAUUCAAAAAUUGAAAUUUUGACGCCUGGCGAAAUACUUGUUUAGUGGCGCCAUCUUUUACCAACAUAAUAAUAUACUACAAACCAAGAAAAUAAAUCCCUACAUCUUUUGCAUUUCUCAAACCUAAAUCGAUUGCAAACCAGGUUUGUCUGGAUUAGUUAUGCUACGUCCUCUAACAUUAACAAAGGAGGGUUUCAUAAAAUGCCCUUAUUGAUCCUAAGGAUUUUAACUAAAACCUUUUUCAUUCAAUUUCAUGUUAGAUUUCUUUUCUUGUUGAUCGUCGGGCGUUAAACUUUCUCCAAAAAAGUAGAUCUAAAUACCAACCAAAAUGUCUGUUUAAACCCUAUUAAGAAUCUAGCGCUAAACUAAAUGUUCUAACCCAUAAACGCCUAGAAUCUAAGCCAUUAUAAUGAAAUAACAAAACCAUUUGUACGUAAUGUUAAAUUGUGAUCUCUGUAUAUACAUAUAUAUUUUAGAGGCUAACAUUGUAUAGAAAAAGUAUACCGACCUCAGUAAUUUUUUCCAUUUUUAAAUGUAAAUAACGAUAAUAACAAUAUGAGACAAUUAUUAGCGCAAAUCCUAGUUUUUUGUAUAUACAUACAUUGAAAUUAUUUGUUAUGAUACUAAUAAUGUAUUUCAGUUUGGUUGAGUUCGUUAAGUUUUUUUUUGUAAAGAAAAACAUGUAUGUAGUUUCUCAUAUACAGGACAAAUGACUUUAGUGGAUCGUGGAUAUUAUGCUUGCCCAUAUCUUCUAGUAAAAGAUGUAUUUUCUUGAAAUUUUUUUUGUUGACAAAAUGUUGAGUUGAAGUUACAUUUUACCUGUUCCAAAAAAUGCUUUUAAAUGCCCUUUCGUAUUAGCCGAAUUUUUUAAAUCUGUGAUUAUGAGGUAAUAUUGUUAGUAUUAUUUCAGUAGUUAUUUGUUAUCCUGUGUUACAAGCUAGUGGCAAACCUUGUCUCAUACCUGAUUUUUUUCAUCUUGAAAGAAAAAGAUCAGGCAAACUUUCCUUCCAGACAAGCCAAUUUUUAUCAUCUUGCUUAAAAAAAAAAUCCUCAUUUUGUAUUUAUCUUAGGCAAAACUGAUGGAGAUAGAAAAAAAGGACACAGAAGAACCCAAUCAUGUUUUGCUUCAGUACCAGUUUCAAUUUCAGUACUAUGUACUUUUAUGUUAAGCACCAACCUAAACUGUGUUUUCUAAUCCUUAGGCUGGAUUUUAUAAAACUUUUGAAAGCACUUGUGCUUAACAAAUGUUCAGGAAACAAAACAAUAUAAGCAGUAAUCUAAAAAUCAGAUCUAGUUUUUUUUAAAAAGCAAGAUCAAGUACUUAAUAUGUUAAUUACAAUUUGCGACUGUAUUUAAAAUUAGGUUUAUGAUUAGGUUAGACCGCAUCAUUAAUUUACUAUUGUUUAAUUUAUUAACAAAAUGUAUAAUUAUAACGCUCAUUUGUAAGUGAACCUAAUGGAGCUGAGACUAACACUAAUGCUAUAGAUAUUGUCCUAGCUGGUAUUUGGUAUUAAUAAACAUUUAUUGUUUCGAUUUUAGUUAUCAUUGACGUUUUUGAACAUUUACAAGGGUGAAUUCCUUUUAUGUUUCGUUUUUCUAUUACUGUUGUGUACUUUGUAAAUAAAACAAAAGUGUAAGCAGAACUUAUUCAUUACUAAAAUAAUUAUUUGUUCACCAAAUAUAUAUGUUACUAUACAUGUGUUGUUAUUAUGAAUAAAUAAAGUAAAUUCAAAGGCCAAAAAUUGUAGUUUUUUUUUUUGUAGUGAGAAUCAUUGUAGCAAUCUUGUGAUCAACUAGGUUUUUGAAAUCAUGGUAGAAGUUUUUUCACCUAGUUCUUCAUCAUGUUUACGGAAAAAAUAUUGGCUAUGUCGAUAUCCAUGUCAAUUUGAUUGGUAGCUUAACAUUCCAUACAUACAUGCUUUCAUUAUUGUCCUGAUGAAUGUGGUCAAACUUCAUUCUUCCUCAUCGAAUAGCUUUUUGUCUGAAACUUUAAUAUUUCUUACCAGAUUUCAUGAAAGAUGCAACCUUUUUUUGUGCCAG